GAAGAAAGAAUGGAUGUGGUUUCAGAGAAGUGCAAAGAGAGUGUGUACUCCUGGAACAGAACUGCGGAGAAGAGUGAUUACGAGGCCGUGGAGGCGCUCAUGACCAUGAGCUGCAGCUGGAAGUCCGACUUUAAGAAAUACCUGGAAAACAGACCCGUCACGCCAGCGUCAGACACGUCGGAGGAGGAGGGCCUGCUGCCCGGGACGCCCGACUUCCACGCGAUCCCCACGUUUUGUCUGACUCCGCCCUACAGCCCCUCGGAUUUUGAACCGUCUCAAGUGUCAAGUCUGAUGGCACCAGCACCAUCUGCUGGACAUUUCAAGUCACUGUCAGACCCUGCGAAGCCCCACACCGCAGCACCUUUCACAGAGGAGAAGAGCCCCCGGCCCGCCCCCAGACUUCCCAAGGCUCAGGCCACGAGUGUGAUCCGGCACACAGCCGAUGCCCAGCCCUGCAGCCACCGAGCCUGCCCUGUGAAGGCCGCUGGCGCCCUCAGCUGCCCGGACGGCUCUUUCCAGCGAAGGCCCCCCUCGAAUGUCGAGGUCGCGAGGAAGCACGUGCCCUGCGCAGCAGUGUCGCCCAGCAGGGCCAAGCGUGAGCGGGAUGUGCUGGCAGUUGCCAGUGACCAGGCGGGCACGGCCCACCACGACUCCCCCGUGCCUUCCUUGGACGCUGUCCUCCCCAGGGGCUGGCCCGGCCCCUCCUCCCCACAGCGCCCGGCAGUGGCCUCGCCGCCCGCGGUGCCCAGCCUGGGGGGAUCCCCGCCGCUGCCCGUCAUCUGCCAGAUGGUCCCCCUGCCUGCGCACAGCCCUGUCGUGACCACUGUCGUCCCCAGCGCCCCACCCAGCCAGCCGCCUGCCGUCUGCCCGCCGGUGCUGUUCAUGGGUGCCCAGGUGCCCAAGGGUGCCGUCAUGUUCGUGGUGCCCCAGCCAGUGGUGCAGAACCCGAAGCCGGCCCUGAGCCCACAUGGCACCAGACUGUCCCCCAUCGCCCCCGCGCCCGGGCUCACCCCCUCUGCGGCCAAGGCCACGCCGCAGGUGGACUCCUCCCGGAUCCGGAGCCACAUCUGCAGCCACCCGGGCUGCGGCAAGACCUACUUCAAAAGCUCCCAUCUGAAGGCCCACAUGAGGACACACACAGGAGAGAAGCCGUUCAGCUGCAGCUGGAAGGGCUGUGAGCGCAGGUUCGCGCGCUCCGACGAGCUGUCCCGGCACCGGCGCACGCACACCGGCGAGAAGAAGUUCGCCUGCCCCAUGUGCGAGCGGCGCUUCAUGCGCAGCGACCACCUGACCAAGCACGCCCGGCGCCACCUGUCCGCCAAGAAGCUCCCGAACUGGCAGAUGGAGGUGAGCAAGCUCAGCGACACCACCCUGCCCCCGGCGCCCGCGCCCGCACAGUGACCCUCGGCACCGUGGAGUCACAACUCACUUUGUCACAGGCAGAGCCAGAGGGGCGCCAGGGCUUCCGCUCUGAGUGGCCCCCGUGGGGGCUGGGAGCAGGGGCCCAGCCUGGGCAGCGGCAGGAAGGGCUGAGGCCGCCUGCAGGUCCCACUGCAGUUGUCACUGCUGUCACACGAAGACCGGAAGGCUCUUGCUCCUUUGAGCAGUCGUCGGGGUCUCCAGGGGAGGACGGUGCAGCUUAGAAUCAACAAGUGAAUUUGUCACUUCCCCGUGGCCUUGACACCCAAAACUGGCGUUUCAACGUGCUCCUUCUGAGCCGGUUCCAGAGCAGGCCGAGGUCCGUGCUGCGGUACAGAGACGAGCUCGGGUCAGCCGCGUCGGCGCUCGCACACCGCCAGGGUUUGUGAUCUCGUUCGCCGCCCAGCCAUUGCUGCGCCCCGUGCAGGGGUCCAGGUGCUGACCACGCAGGGCGGCGUCACGCGGCUCCUCGAGGUGGAAGAGGCCCGGAGCACCAGGAGCCUCGGGCACUGAAUUGCUUUGAAGUGGAGCCACAGUUCCGUUGCAUUAUUGUUUUGAACGUUUAACAGAUGACUCUAUUUAGGCAUUUUAUUCUGCUUUCAACUUUAGUUUGCCUGCAGUUCUUGCGUAGACCUGAAAAUUGUAUCCCAGUGUGUUUUCUGUAGACUCUCAGAUACAUUGCACUUUGUUUAGGAAAAAAAAAAUCUGAAGAUAAUUGCAUAUUGUAAAGAAGGGGUGUCAAGAAUUUCAGGUGACUCCUUGAAGAUGGAGCGUUCGUCAAGAGCAGAGACGGAUGUGAGGAGUGUCACCGAAUUAGAAACGUAGUGAGCAUUAAGUACCCCGGGCAGACAAAGGCUCUGCUGACGCUAAUGCGUAGGAGUUUCUCAGGAGGCCAAAGGAGCGAGUUAGAGCAUUUGUAGAACAUUCGAUUUUGUUUGCAGUAUUUCUGUUAUAUUUUGUGGUAUAGUGGGUGAUCUACAUGGGGGGGGGGGAGAAAAGUCAAUUGUUUGAAAUAUACCGUGAAAAGUGUCACUAUCUGCACAUUUAAAAUGUUGUCUAUAUUUUUGAGUAUAGGUUUCUGACAUUAAAACUUGGACCCUUGGAAGAAUUUUCUGUUAAUUAAAAAACAAUCCUCAUGACAGUUUGCACAAUAUUUCUUUUGUUGUACUUGUUGUUUACAAUAAAGAAUUUUCUUUGCUAUAGGCA
Chinchilla lanigera (long-tailed chinchilla) is the source of this 2625-nucleotide messenger RNA. It is a transcript of the gene Klf10, whose product is annotated as Kruppel-like factor 10. Lineage: Eukaryota; Metazoa; Chordata; Mammalia; Rodentia; Chinchillidae. Gene Ontology annotation, molecular function: RNA polymerase II cis-regulatory region sequence-specific DNA binding; DNA-binding transcription factor activity, RNA polymerase II-specific. Gene Ontology annotation, biological process: regulation of transcription by RNA polymerase II. The record is from RefSeq and is a predicted model, not a curated record.